UCUAAUAUAAACUAGACUUUUAAUGUUUUUCAUAUGAAAUUGCAGAAAAGUUUGCUAUUUAAAUCCUGUGGCGCAUUCUAGGAUUAUAUUCGUAAUGUAAUUCAUGUCAGGUGAGGUUAGGUUAAGUUAGGUUAAGCUAACCUACGACGCUACACAUCCGGCAUCGUCUGAUCGUCUCUAACAUCGCUCCUUUUGCAAUGGAAAUGUAAGCGAGAGGCUUGCUUUAUUAUACAAUUUAUUAUUUCCUCGUUGGCCGAAUUGAUCCCGUAGGAGAUUAGGAGCCAUUUUAAUUAAGAGGAUUAUCCCUCGCGAACGAUAGAAGAACGCUAUAACAACGCCUGAAACCAGUGACAAGAGACUCGAAAAAAAUGGGCGAUAUAAAAUCCUUCUUUCACCAAUGGUGUGCGAAAAACGGAAAAGAACCGCAGUUUGAUGUUAGACCAACAGGGCCGAAGCACAGGCAACGUUUCCUCUGCGAACUGCGAGUACCCGGCUUCGACUAUGUCGGCGCAGGAAAUUCGACUAACAAGAAGGACGCGCAGGGAAACGCCGCGAAAGAUUAUGUCAAUUACUUAGUGCGUAUGAAUCAUGUAAAUCCAAACGACGUGCCAAAGGACAUUGUGACGCUGCCGGCAAUAGCAGCAGAUGGCACGAAAUCCGAACCCUCAACGCCAAAGCCGGUGUUCCAAGGAGGCAUGGGGCCGAACGACAUUGGCCAGGCGUAUAGGCCGUAUAACGAACGCGGUCAGAGUAAUUACACAUACAUGGAUAGGCUGGCUGAUCAAAAGAGAGUGGAGGACGCGGAGGACGUCGACGUGAAUUCUGGGAUACAUGGAAACUGGACGAUAGAAAACGCCAAAUCCAAGCUUCAUCAGUUUAUGCAAACUAACAAAAUUAAUGCCGAUUACAAAUAUACUCCGGUCGGUCCGGAUCAUACGAGGAGUUUUAUGGCAGAGAUGACGCUUUAUAUCAAGCAACUUGGACGAAGUGUAACUGGUCGCGAAACUGGAUCGAACAAACAAACAGCUUCGAAAAGCUGUGCCUUGUCCCUUGUUCGCCAACUGUAUCAUCUAGGUGUUAUUGAAGCAUUUAGUGGCACAUUAAAAAAAAAUAAGGAUGUUGAACAGAUGAAACCUUAUCCUGUGAAGAUUUCACCAGAGCUAGAAAAUCAGAUUCACGACGUCCUAAUGGAUUUGAAUAUAAAACCAAUAGAUAUUAAACAGCCACCUGUAAAAGGAGAAAAUAGUGCACCUGCGGUAAAAGAGGAAAAUAAUACAUCAGCUACUGGCGUAUCUUUGUUGACGAAUCAAAUUUUGGAUGACUUCAUGUCUUCUGUACCACAACCUGCUGGCGUUGUAAGCUGGUCGCCACCUCAGCCAAAUUGGAAUCCGUGGACUGGAUGCAAUAUAGAUGAAGGGCCGCUGGCGACAACGUCUCUGGAUCAGUUGUCGGAAGAUUUGAUGAACGAGCAGCGCGAGAAGCUGCAACAGGAUUCCAAUUUACAGGCGAGCAUCAAGGAAAGAUCGAAUCUGCCGGUUUUCAGCAAAAGAACUGAAAUAAUGAACGCGAUUAAUGAUAAUUCGGUCAUUAUCAUACGCGGAAAUACGGGAUGCGGUAAGACCACGCAGGUUUGCCAGUUUAUUCUGGACGAUUAUAUCGCAUCUGGCCAGGGUGCAUAUUGCAGCAUAGUCGUCACUCAACCCAGAAGAAUUUCGGCUGUGUCCGUGGCUGACCGAGUCGCCAUCGAGAGAUGCGAGCCUCUAGGGCAGUCGGUUGGAUAUUCCGUGCGAUUUGAGUCCUACUUGCCGAGGCCCUAUUCCAGCAUAAUGUUUUGCACUGUGGGUGUACUCUUGAGAAAGCUGGAGGGUGGCCUUAGGGGCGUGUCGCACGUUAUUGUCGACGAGAUCCACGAGCGCGAUGUCAAUUCGGACUUUAUUAUGGUGGUCCUUAGAGACAUGAUCCAUCUCUAUCCCGAUCUCAGAAUCAUUCUCAUGUCGGCUACGAUUGACACGACGCUGUUUAGCGAGUAUUUUAACAAUUGUCCUGUGGUGGAGGUUCCCGGCAGAGCGUAUCCCGUCCAGCAAUAUUUCUUGGAGGACUGUAUACAGUUGACGGGUUUUGUUCCCCCUGCUGGUUCCGGGAAACGUAAAUCUAAGGAUUCGGACGAUGUGCCAUUGGGGGACGGAGAGCCGGAGGAAAAUCUGAAUAAGGUCAUCGGCAACAAUUAUUCUAUUGAAACGAAGAACGCUAUGGGACAGCUGACAGAGAAAGAGAUAAGCUUUGAGUUAAUAGAAGCGCUACUUAUGUACAUAAAAAAACAGGAGGUCCCGGGUGCCGUGCUGAUCUUCCUCCCUGGCUGGAAUUUGAUAUUCGCGUUGAUGAAACAUCUUCAGCAACAUCCUGUCUUUGGCAGUUCGUCUUAUCUCAUUAUCCCGCUACACUCGCAAUUACCGCGAGAAGAUCAGCGUAAAGUCUUUGAUCCCGUACCGCCAUUCGUAACAAAGAUUAUCUUAUCUACGAAUAUCGCGGAAACCUCGAUCACGAUCAACGACGUCGUCUACGUUGUAGAUUCUUGCAAGGCCAAAAUGAAGCUAUUUACUUCGCAUAACAAUAUGACUAAUUACGCGACUGUUUGGGCCAGUAAAACGAAUCUGGAACAACGCAAGGGUAGAGCGGGUCGCGUUAGACCGGGCUUCUGCUUUCAUCUGUGCUCGAAAGCCCGAUUCAAUAAGAUGGACGAGCACAUGACCCCGGAAAUGUUCAGGACGCCUCUGCACGAGCUGGCGUUGAGCAUCAAGCUGUUAAGACUCGGCAAUAUCGGUCAAUUCUUGUCGAAGGCGAUCGAGCCACCUCCCAUCGACGCCGUGAUCGAGGCAGAAGUCGUCUUAAGAGAAAUGAAGUGCUUGGACAAGAACGACGAGUUAACGCCUCUUGGCAGGAUCCUGGCGCGUUUACCUAUAGAACCGAGACUGGGAAAAAUGAUGAUUCUGGGAUGUAUGUUCCGCGUAGGCGACGCGCUCUCGACAAUGGCCGCGAACAGCACCACUUUCCCCGAGGUGUACAACAUGGGCCCGGAUAUGAGAAGGCUGACUACUCAGCAAAAGUGGUUUGCCGGCGCGAGGUACAGCGAUCACGUCGCGAUGUUCCACGCUUUUCAAGCGUGGGAAGACGCGAGAUCCGGCGGCGAAUGGGCGGAACAGGCGUUCUGCGAAUCGAAAAGCCUGAGUCUGCCAACUUUACGGAUAACUUCGGAAGCUAAGAAUCAACUGCAAGCGCUGCUGCAAAGCGCUGGUUUUCCUGAGGAGACUCUGUGCCCGACUCCGUUAAAUUAUCAGGCGGUCGCGGACCCGCGUCUUGACAUCAUCACCGCGCUGCUGUGCAUGGGCCUGUAUCCCAACGUGUGCUACCACAAGGAGAAGCGGAAGGUUCUCACCACGGAAUCGAAGGCCGCGUUGAUUCACAAGACGUCGGUAAACUGCAGCAACUUCGAGCAGAACUUUCCGUUCCCGUUCUUCGUGUUCGGUGAAAAGAUCCGCACGAGAGCCGUGUCCUGCAAGCAAAUGACGAUGGUGUCGCCUAUACAUCUGUUGCUGUUCGGGUCGCGUAAGGUGGAGUACGUGGACGGCGUGAUUAGAUUGGACAACUGGAUCAACUUGGACAUGAAUCCACAACACGCGGCGGCCAUAGUCGCUCUGCGACCCGCUCUGGAGAGUCUCGUAAUUCGGGCAUCCAAGGAACCAGAAACGGUCCUAGAGUUAAACCCAAGCGAAGAAAAGACGUUAAGCGUGAUCAAGGCGUUAUGCAGUAUGAACGCUUGUCGCCACGAGCUGGAGCACGUAGCUAGCGAUGGAUUCCAACCUCGAGCGAGGGGACCCGGCUUUCGCUCGAACUACAACGUACCUCCGAAACUGAUGCGCGGAAGCGGCGGUUACCGCGGCCCUAUUUCGAAUAGCGAGUCCUAUGGAGGAGGCGGCGGUGGCAGCGGUGGCGGUUUCAGCGGUAAUCGCGGCGGUGGAUACAGAGGAGGCUACGGCAACAGGGGACGCGGCACGGGCAGUCCGCGCGGUGGAAACUGGAACGGCGGUGGUGGAUUUCGCGGACGUUAUUUUAAUAAUUAAGUUACUAAUUAAUAUGUUAUUUAACAUCCGCUGUAAUUACCGUAUCGCUGUCACACUUUAGAUUGUAUGGACCGCUUAUGUUCAUUUCUACCAAUGCGGAUUAACUUUAAUCUCGGUUUAAUUUACUUUUUAUUUUUUUAUCAUUCUUAAAACUAGAAAAGGAUAAAAAGUAAGCCGAGAUUCAAGUUAAUUGGCAUGGCAUUGGUAGGAGUGGACAUUAGACAUAUAUACAAGUUUGCAUUGGAUAAACCUAUUGACAUUGUACCAUUAUAUAAUAGUGCGAGGGUCGUUCAAUAAGUCCUUAGAAAAUCCUAAAAGGAGAUUAUGUUGAAAAUUAAAAAAAGAUCUACCCAAAAUAACUUGUUUUUCUAUCUUUUUCUAAGGACUUAUUGAACGACCCUCGUAUACACCUACAAUACGAUAGGCUGCAUUCGGAAACUUCGUACGACUCAGGUACGUGCGUCGUGCACACCAGCGUCGUUUUGUCCUUAUUAAAUUUUUAAUAACAAAGAACGAUGCUGGUGUGCACCCGAGCGAAGUUUCCGAACGCAGCUAAUGUAAUAUCGAGCAUAUAAUGUAUGGACAAGUAAUUCACAUGUCUACACAUGUAAAGGAAAUUUUGUUUCUUCUUUCUUUUGACACUCGUACACAUAAUAUGAGAAUACUUUUCUUUAUCUCUUAUUUGUUAGUAUUAGGAAAUUUUCUAAGUUAUCAUUGUAUACAAUAUAAUCGUAAAUAAAUUGUAACGCGUUCAUCGCAA
Temnothorax curvispinosus is the source of this 4878-nucleotide messenger RNA. It is a transcript of the gene mle, whose product is annotated as dosage compensation regulator. Gene Ontology annotation, cellular component: intracellular anatomical structure; nucleolus; ribonucleoprotein complex. The transcript has 9 exons. Gene Ontology annotation, molecular function: double-stranded RNA binding; 3'-5' DNA helicase activity; ATP binding. Gene Ontology annotation, biological process: positive regulation of transcription by RNA polymerase II; regulation of mRNA processing. The coding region runs from base 369 to 4118 and encodes 1249 amino acids. The record is from RefSeq and is a predicted model, not a curated record. NCBI's taxonomy places the organism in Eukaryota, Metazoa, Arthropoda, Insecta, Hymenoptera, Formicidae.